Solanum pennellii is the source of this 777-nucleotide messenger RNA. RefSeq names its product lipid transfer-like protein VAS. The transcript has 3 exons. The record is from RefSeq and is a predicted model, not a curated record. NCBI's taxonomy places the organism in Eukaryota, Viridiplantae, Streptophyta, Magnoliopsida, Solanales, Solanaceae. Bases 99 to 554 code for a protein of 151 amino acids.
GUAAGCAUUUAAUUCACACAAGAAAACUCCUCACUCAUUAAAGGAAAAAAAGUAGUGAACACUUUUUCCGUGCAAAGUUAAAAAUUGUACAGAGAAAAAUGCUCUCCUCCAAGCUCUCCUGGUUGAUCACGGCGGCGAUCACGGCGGCGCUACUGUCGCCAACCACCACAGAGGCACAAACGCCGUCGUGUGCUUCUCAACUUGUCCCCUGUGCAGCUUUCCUCAACUCAACCAAACCACCGGCUUCUUGCUGUGACCCACUAAGAGAAGCCGUGACCAAAGAUCUUCAAUGUCUCUGCAAACUUUACGAAAAUCCCGCUUUGUUGAUUUCUCUCGGUAUUAACGUUACUCAAGCUAUUGAACUUCCUAAGUACUGUAACAUCCCUGGCGAUGUUACCGCUUGUAAAGCGGCUGCUCCUAGUUCAAGUUCUCCUUCUGGGAAAACGCCACCAGUCACCACCCCAGCUUCAAAAGAUAAAAACGGAGUGAGCACGGUUGCAUGGACUGGGAUGUCAAGCUUACUCGUGCUCUUUGCUUCGUUUGUGCUUGCUUAGUUCACUGAGUGUGUCCUUCACUGGGGAAAUGUUGGUGAAUUUCUUUUUUUCAGUAUUUAUUUAGGGAAUUGAAAGAUUGUACUCCAGACUUGAUCGCUUUUAUUAUGUGAAGUUUCCCAUUGAGAUGAACUAAAUGAAGCUAAAUUGAUGUAUGAAUCGAAUUGCAUACGUUGUGUUUGCAUGUUCUUGGUGUAUUCAUGGGGUAUUGUUUCCCCUUCCCUAA